UCCGCAGUGUCCUCCGUUCCCGCGAGCAGGAAAGUCUGUCCUGCCGGGUGAGCCGCUGGGCCCUCCGGGAAGCGCUGCCCGGCAUCUGACAGACCCCGGCUCGUGUUGCCCUCAGCCGCGGCCAGCGGUGACCCCAGCGCUCCCCUGACACAGCCCGCGCCGGCGGUGCCACUGGGCGGCGUUGGGGUGUGUGGAAUCGGGGCCUAUGUCCGCGGGCUCGGUCUGUCUCCUCAGGCCUUAUUCCUUCCCGGAGAAAAGAGGAAAUGACUCAGUCCCAGGGAACAGUGACAUUCAAAGAUGUGGCUAUCAAUUUCACCCAGGAGGAGUGGAAGCAGUUGGAUCCGGCUCAGAGGAACCUGUAUCGGAAUGUAAUGCUAGAAAACUACAAGAACUUAAUCAUAGUUGGCUGUCCAUUCACCAAACCUGAUGUGAUUUUCAAACUGGAGCAAGAAGAAGAACCAUGGGUGCUGGAAGAAGAAGUAUUAAGGAGACACUGUCCAGGAGAAAUAUGGGGAAUUGAUGAUCAUCAGAAAAACCAGGAUAGACUUUUGAGACCAGUUCAAGGUAAAUUCAAGAAAACACUGACUAAAGAAAAAGACAAUAAAUGUCAUAAGCAAUUUGCAAAUUUAUUUCCUCUGAACUCAGAUUUUGUUCCUUCUGGACAUAAUUAUGAAUAUGACUUGUUUGGAAAGUGUUUAGAAUAUAAUUUUGACUGUCAUGAUAAUAAGAAAUGCCUUAUAAGAAAGGAAGAUUGUGAAUAUAUUGAACCUAUGAAAUCAUAUGAUAAUAGCUCUUCACAUCUUGGAGUAACACCCUUUAAGUGUAAUCAUUGUGAAAAAGGCUUCAAUCAAACAUUGGACCUCAUCAGACACCUGAGAAUUCAUACUGGAGAGAAGCCCUAUGAAUGUAAUAACUGUAGAAAAACCUUCAGCCACAAGGAAAAACUCAUUAAACAUUAUAAAAUUCACAGUAGGGAGCAGUCUUUUGAAUGUAACGAAUGUGGGAAAGCUUUCAUUAAAAUGUCGAAUCUCAUUAGACAUCAAAGAAUUCAUACUGGGGAGAAACCAUAUGCAUGCAAAGAAUGUGGGAAAUCCUUCAGCCAGAAAUCAAAUCUCAUUGAUCAUGAAAAAAUUCAUACUGGAGAGAAACCUUAUGAAUGUAAUGAGUGUGGAAAAGCAUUCAGCCAGAAACAAAGCCUCAUUGCACAUCAGAAAGUUCAUACUGGGGAGAAACCUUAUGCAUGUAAUGAAUGUGGUAAGGCCUUCCCUCGGAUUGCGUCCCUUGCUCUUCAUAUGAGAAGUCAUACAGGAGAAAAACCUUAUAAAUGUGAUAAAUGUGGGAAAGCCUUCUCUCAGUUUUCCAUGCUUAUUAUACACGUUAGAAUUCAUACAGGUGAGAAACCCUAUGAAUGUAAUGAGUGUGGAAAAGCCUUCUCUCAAAGCUCUGCCCUUACAGUACAUAUGCGAAGUCACACUGGUGAGAAACCGUAUGAAUGUAGUGAAUGUAGAAAAGCCUUCAGCCAUAAGAAAAACUUCAUUACACACCAGAAAAUUCAUACUAGAGAGAAACCUUAUGAAUGUAAUGAAUGUGGGAAAGCUUUCAUUCAGAUGUCAAAUCUUGUUAGACACCAGAGAAUUCAUACUGGGGAAAAGCCCUAUAUAUGUAAGGAAUGUGGGAAAGCCUUUAGCCAGAAAUCAAAUCUCAUUGCUCAUGAAAAAAUUCAUUCUGGAGAGAAACCUUAUAAAUGCAAUGAAUGUGGUAAAGCCUUCAGCCAAAAGCAAAACUUUAUUACACAUCAGAAAGUUCAUACUGGAGAGAAACCUUAUGAUUGUAAUGAAUGUGGCAAAGCCUUCUCUCAAAUUGCAUCCCUUACUCUUCAUUUGAGAAGCCACACAGGGGAAAAGCCUUAUGAAUGUGACAAAUGUGGAAAAGCCUUCUCUCAGUGCUCACUGCUUAAUUUACAUAUGAGAAGUCAUACAGGUGAGAAGCCUUACAUAUGUAAUGAAUGUGGAAAAGCCUUCUCUCAAAGAACUUCCCUUAUUGUGCACAUGAGAGGUCAUACAGGUGAGAAACCCUAUGAAUGUAAUAAAUGUGGAAAAGCCUUCUCCCAAAGUUCAUCUCUUACUAUACAUAUACGAGGUCAUACAGGUGAGAAACCCUUUGACUGUAGUAAGUGUGGAAAAGCCUUCUCUCAAAUCUCAUCUCUUACUCUUCAUAUGAGAAAACAUACAGGUGAGAAGCCUUACCACUGCAAUGAGUGUGGCAAGGCCUUCAGCCAAAAGUCACACCUUGUCAGACACCAGAGAAUUCAUACUCAUUAGCAACUCUAUAAAUAUUGUGAAUAUGGGAAAGCCUUUGGAAGGAAUUAACACCUUAUUGCACAUUACAUGGCUGGUUCCAAAGCAGAAAACUAUGAAUGUUGGAAAACCUUCUGAAGAAGUCACAAACUUAUAAAAUAGAAUUCUUACCAAGUUGACAAACUGUAUAAUGAAAAAGCUGAUUAUCUUAAAACUUCCAGCAGACAUUUUACAUAUUGAUAAUAUUUAAUAAGUAUUUGUAUUAAAAUCUGAAACAAAGUAUCUGCUGUCAGCACACCAACAUAACACUUGAGCUCCCAGGCAUUGUCUUAAGCAAGAUAAAGAAGAUUAGGAAAAAAAGAAGAACUCUAAAACUAAUCUUUUAUACAAGAAAAAAUUAAUGAGAAAAUGUAUUUAUAGAAAAUAUAUAAGAAUAAACACAAUAAUGAUUUAUGAGACAUAUAUACAUAGUUAUAAAACAUCUUAAAGUACACAGAACAUUAUAUCCCAAAAAACUUGACUUUAUAAAAAUAUAAGUUCUCUUCCAAAUCUGUAAGUUUAAUAUACUUCACUUAAAGUUUACAUCAGUUAUUUAUAUAUUUUAAAGAACUUUAUAAAUUGAUCCAAAAGUUUUAUAUGGAAAAGUAAAGGUCACAAAUAGCUGAAACAAAUUUGAAAAAGCAGAAUAGGGAAGGCAGCUCUAUUAGAUAUCAUCACAUUCUUAUUUAAAGUUGUCAUUAAAUAGUGUUACUGAGGGAAUACAUUAAUCAGUAGAUAAAAUAUUGAGGAUUAUAUAAAAAUCCAAGAAGAUAUGACAAAUUUGUAUAUGAUAAUGCUAUUGAAAU
Molecule: messenger RNA, 3142 nt
Organism: Otolemur garnettii (small-eared galago)
Lineage: Eukaryota; Metazoa; Chordata; Mammalia; Primates; Galagidae
Product: zinc finger protein 569
Exons: 5
Coding region: 264-2321 (685 amino acids)
Biological process (GO): negative regulation of transcription by RNA polymerase II
Molecular function (GO): DNA-binding transcription repressor activity, RNA polymerase II-specific
Source: RefSeq, a predicted model, not a curated record